Annulohypoxylon truncatum is the source of this 2568-nucleotide messenger RNA. Its product is annotated as phospholipase D/nuclease. The record is from RefSeq and is a predicted model, not a curated record. Bases 1 to 2568 code for a protein of 855 amino acids. Lineage: Eukaryota; Fungi; Ascomycota; Sordariomycetes; Xylariales; Hypoxylaceae. The transcript has 5 exons. Gene Ontology annotation, biological process: phosphatidic acid biosynthetic process; intracellular signal transduction; cell motility. Gene Ontology annotation, molecular function: D-type glycerophospholipase activity.
AUGCCUGGCUCUCAUGAACACGAUGGUGGGCAUGAGCAUUCGGAUUUCGUCGAUAAAUUAAAACACCCAUUCCACGACUUGAAAGAGAAACUCAAGGACACUCACUUGCAUGAUGCAAAAAUAAAUCUUAUCCACAAGAAACACAAGCUUGGGAAACUUGCAAAUCUCUUUAAUCCGGAACACCGUCAUGACGAAGAACAUGAGAAGGCAUGCGAUGAGAAGCGCAGCAAGAUCUCCGGAAAUCACCGUUUCAACUCGUAUUUCCCCGAGCGUGAUGGCAAUCUCAUCAAAUGGUAUGUGGACGGGAGGGACUACUUCUGGGCCGUAUCCCUAGCUCUGGAGCAGGCGAAAGAGACUAUCUACAUCGCGGAUUGGUGGCUUUCGCCCGAGCUAUUUCUCCGCAGGCCUCCGUAUUUUAAUCAGGAAUGGCGCUUAGACAGAAUCCUAAAGCGCCGUGCUGAAGCUGGCGUCAAAAUCUAUGUUAUGGUUUACCGCGAGGUUGAAGCGGCAAUAACUUGUAACUCCGAACACACGAAGCAUGCGCUGCAGAGCUUGUGUCCUGAGGGUUCUCCAGGCUAUGGCAACAUCAAAGUCAUGCGACACCCUGAUCAUAACUUCUUAGAGAAUGCUGCUGAUAUGACAUUCUACUGGGCUCACCAUGAGAAAUUCAUCGUCAUCGACUACGCGAUGGCUUUUAUUGGAGGCCUAGACCUUUGUUUUGGUCGCUGGGACGAUCACCAACAUAUCCUCUCCGACGUUCAUCCUGAAGGGGUCGCCAACGAAAUUUGGCCAGGCCAAGAUUUCAACAAUAACCGUGUCAUGGAUUUUCAGAACGUCCAAGACUGGAAGCAGAAUGAGUUGAGUAAGGCUGACUACGGACGGAUGCCGUGGCAUGACGUGGCUAUGGGGGUCAUUGGGCCGUGCGUCUACGAUAUUGCCGAGCACUUUGUCUUGCGUUGGAAUUUUAUCAAGCGAGACAAGUAUAAAAGAGAUGACAGGUUUGACUGGCUAAUGCUACGGGGCCGAGAGGGCGUUGACGAGGACCUUGUGGGUGUGCAGCGACCGAAACACCCAGUUGGUGAAUAUGUGCUUCAUCCUUUAACGCCUGUAGAGAGCAAACACCUCGAUGGACGAGGCACAAUUCAUGCCCAAAUCGUCCGUAGCAGCGCUGACUGGUCCAGUGGGAUACUGACAGACCACAGCAUCCAGAAUGCGUAUUCGGAGGUAAUACGCAACGCUCGGCAUUAUGUCUACAUCGAGAACCAGUUCUUCAUUACUGCAACCGGUGAUCAACAAUCUCCCAUUCACAACACGGUGGGAAAGGCAAUUGUGGACGCCUGCGUAAGAGCUGGCAAAGAAGGAAGGAAAUUCCGAGUUAUAAUUGUCAUUCCCGCCAUCCCCGGAUUCGCUGGGGACCUUCGUGACGAUGCGGCAACGGGCACACGCGCUAUCAUGGAUUAUCAAUAUAAGUCGAUAUGCCGUGGCGAACAUUCAAUCUUCGAACAGAUCAGUGCACAGGGUGUCAAUCCGAGAGACCAUAUUUUCCUCUUCAACCUGCGUUCCUAUGAUCGCUUAAACAAGACACCCGCAAUCAAGAAGCAAGAAGAGAUCUCUGGCGUCAAGUACCAGGAAGUUCAGCGUGCCGAAGCAGAGGAGAUUAUGGGUGAAGGUAUCCAUGGUAUCGUAGAUGUCGAGGGCGAACGGGAUGAGCACAUGGGUAAAAGAGAGGAACAGAAGGAAAUUGCAGAAAAUACGAAAAGUAAUGAGGCCAAACGUCGCUUCGAAGAAGCUAAACAGGAUGGCUACGAUACCAAAUCAGCUUCAAGUGUAGCCCAUCAUGCCAUGGCUAACACUGGGACGCUCUCGGAAGAACCCUGGGAGGGUGAUUCCCAAGAGGAAGUUGACAAUUGGAUUCAAGAGGAGCUAUAUAUCCACGCCAAGCUCCUCAUUGUCGAUGAUCGCAUUGUCAUCUGUGGGUCAAGCAACCUAAACGAUCGGUCUCAGCUGGGUAAUCACGAUAGUGAACUAUCAAUCGUCAUGGAAGAUACCGAUAAGAUCCAGAGUGUCAUGGAUGGUCAGCCCUUUGAGGCGGGGAGGCAUGCAGCUACCUUGAGGAGAUAUCUUUGGCGAGAGCAUUUAGGUUUAUUACCACCGCAACAGCGCGACGCGAGCAACGACCCAAAUGCUCAGCCGCCGGGAGAAAACUCACCUAACGACAUCUGGGAUAGAGAUGACAGUUACAAGUUCGUUGAAGAUCCAAUGAGAGAUGAACUCUGGGAUAUGUGGACCACCAAUGCGACGACGAACACACAAGUUUUUAGACAUCUAUUCCACGCGGAUCCUGAUGACAACGUAAAAACAUUUGAAGAUUACAAUACCUUCUUACCUCCAAAAGGGGUCAAAGCCGGUCAUAUCUUCGACAGGUUCCUGCCCCCGGAUGACAUCCGUAAGAAACUUGACCAGAUCAAGGGGCAUCUUGUAUGGAUGCCACUGGAUUAUUUGAAGGAUGCGAAUAUGGCUGAGACAGGACUGCAAGUCAAUUCAUGGACCGAAAGCGUGUAUACUUAG